AUCAUAUAAGUUUUAGGAAUAAUUGAUUAAAAACUGUAAAAACAUUAUUAUAACCUGAAAAUGGAACUCAAAGACAAAUAAAGUUAACUAAUGAGCUUUGCUUUUUCCAUCACAAAGCUAACCAACCCAACAAAAGCCCACCAAUCUCUCUCUCUCUCUCUCUCGCCGUUACUCUCUGCUCUGCCGCCGGCAUUCUCUCCGGUACGUCUCUCAGAUCCAUCCGGGAUUUGGAGUUUGUGUACAAAAAGACUGUUGUUGGAAUGUGCAAAUGAGACAAUAUUGGAAAUGUUAUUUGCAGCAGAAGGAGGAGGAUUCUUCUCUUCAUCAGCUUCUGGUUAUAGCAAUGGUUUAGCUCUUCUUCUAUUAGGUCAAAAGACUGAACAAAAACCAAUCAAAGUUUCAUCACAAUGGAACCAUUAUCAUUUAGUUCUUGAAGAUUCUGAUACCGGGUUUCGGUUAGAUUCGUCUAAGAAUUGGCUCUCUUCUGCUUGCACUUCUCUCAUAUGUUUUGGUCGAAAAUCCGAAAGACUGGAAAGCGAGGGGAAGAAAGAUGAGGCACCGAGUGUGGAGGACUAUAAUAACUGUGAAGUCACUAAUAGGUUUGCACUUAAAAGCAGCUUGAAGAAAAGAUCGUUUAGUGAUGUUGUGAUUGGUGAUGAUGAUGUGAGUAGAGAUGGUGUGGUGGAUCAUAUAGAUAGAAGGAAAGUGCAGUGGCCUGAUACAUGUGGUAUUGAGAUUGCUGAGGUCAGAGAAUUUGAGCCUAGUGAAGUUGAUGAAUCAGAAGAUGAGUUUCAUCAUGGAAGUGGAAAAAGCUGUAUGUGCACAAUCAUGUGACCCAUUGGAAGUUAAAAAUUGUUUGCAGACAAAGGGCUUUUCAUAUAGUUGAUGUAGCUGCUCUCUUAUCAUGUGCACCUUUGUUAUUAUAUAUAGAAAGAGAGAGGGAGAAGGAUUUGCAAAAGAUUGGAUAAGAAGAAGAGGAACUUUUGGAUGUGUACUUUUGUAGCCACUUGAUUUGUCAAUUUUGUGCUGUAUUUUAGAUUAUUCUUUGUAUUACAUCUCUAUGCUACUCUGUCCUGUAAUGAUAAAAUCCACACCACAACUUUUGGAAAAGAAAAUCCAAUUAAAAAAAUGCUGGAAUUUUGAACUGAACCGAGAUUUUGUUUUUGGUUCGGUUUCGGUUAUUUUGGUAACAACAAUCGGC
Arabidopsis thaliana (thale cress) is the source of this 1201-nucleotide messenger RNA. RefSeq lists its product as uncharacterized. Bases 91 to 834 code for a protein of 247 amino acids. The transcript has 3 exons. The record is from RefSeq and is marked reviewed. NCBI's taxonomy places the organism in Eukaryota, Viridiplantae, Streptophyta, Magnoliopsida, Brassicales, Brassicaceae.